Theobroma cacao (cacao) is the source of this 5832-nucleotide messenger RNA. NCBI's taxonomy places the organism in Eukaryota, Viridiplantae, Streptophyta, Magnoliopsida, Malvales, Malvaceae. The record is from RefSeq and is a predicted model, not a curated record.
UUCACAACAUGUGCGACGACUUUUAAUUCUUACUUGCUUCGUAAUUCAUUGAUUUUCCUCUCACGGAAGCUUAAGAUUAGGACUUUCUUUUAAUUUGGCAAGGAGAUCAUCUGCUUUUUGCUGUUUAUUUUUCUUCAACAUGCUUGUUUCCGAAAAUUAAUAAAGACCUUUUGAGGAUAGAAGUAUCAAUUAAUUCACUGCCUCACUGAACCAGGAAUCUGCAAGGGGAUCUGCUUAGUGAUAUCAACAAGCUGAAGCAUCUGCGCUUAUAUUUUUCAUCUUUGGGACCAGGCCAUCUGUUAAAUUCAUAUUUGCAUUAGUGCGAAACAGAAGACGAGAAGGACAAUAAUGAAGGAGUGGAAAGUAGGACAAGGUGCCCCAUAAUUCAGUCCUACUUUGUCAGUUUUUCUUCUAUUCAUAUUUGCAUUACUGUGAAACAACUUCAAGGAAAGUGAAUGUACAAUUCGUGCGACGACUUUGCAUUGACUUGCCAGCUUUUAAUUCUUUCUAGCUUCACAAUUCAUUGAUUCUCUUCUCACAGAGAUCAUCUGCUUAUUGCUGCUAUAUUUCUUGAGUGUGCUUGCUUCUCAAAUUUAACAAAGACCUUCUAAAGAUAGAAGAAUCACUUCACUAUCUCCCUAAACCAGAUAAUAGUUUGGAAAGAGAUCUGCUUGUUGCUGUUUUCUGCACAAAUUUAACAGAGAUCUUAGUUUCCUGCUUUCACACCCUCUAAGGAUGCAAGUACCAACUCAUCUACCUCACUUGACCAGUUUGUUUCUUCUGCCUUAGAAGUUUGCGCUUAACACAGAGCCAAGGAGGUUUGUGGAUCAUUUUAACUGACCUUUGGGUUUCAUCUUUCCAAAUAAUUUGAAGAACAAACCAGUGAGCUCGUAAUAUGGAUUGGAUAUUGUCAUUUGUUGAAGUGAUAAGGAGCUUUGGGGGUCCAUACAUAAAUCAUCAUUGGAAACUUGAAGAUUAUAUGAAUGAGCUUCGAGGAAAUGUGAAUAGUCUAAAUUCUCGAAAGCGAGACCUCGAAUUAAAAAUGGAAGCAGAGGAUCGUUGCGGGAAAAAGAUGAAGAAAGAAGUGGAGAACUGGCUCAAAGAUGUAGAAAAGGUCGGCAAUGAAGUCAAAAACAUUGAAGAGGAGUUCCCUUCUGUUUCAUUCUUGUCACGUGGCCGUCUAGGAAGUUUUGUUUGCCAAACUAUUGAAAACGUAAACAAAAUUUACCAACAAGGUAGUUUCCUUGACGGUGUGGCAGUUGAUGGGCCUCCAGCCACCGGGGUGACAUUACUAACAUCAAAUCUAGAAGGUGAAAUCAAUGUAAAAGAACAAAUUUGGAAGUAUUUGAUGGGUGAUGAGGUUGGAAUGAUUGGAGUAUGUGGAAUGGGUGGUAUAGGGAAAACUACCAUUAUGAAGCAUAUCAAUAAUCAGUUGUUGAAGGAUAAUCGGUUUGAUCAAGUGAUAUGGGUCACUGUAUCAAAAGAAUUGAAUAUUUUCAAAUUGCAAGAAGAUAUUGCAAAUUCUUUGAAACAAGCUCUUCCAACAACUGUAUUGCAACGAGCAGCACAAUUAAAGAAUAUUUUGGAGGGAAAGAGAUAUGUGUUGAUCUUAGAUGAUGUUUGGAAACGAUUUUCUCUAUUGGAUGUGGGAGUCCCUAAACCAACGUUAGGAAUGAGGAGGAAAGUUGUACUCACUAGUAGAUUGAUUGAGGUCUGUAAGUCUAUGGGUUGUGAGGUGGUCAAAGUGCAACCACUUUCAAAGAAUGAGUCCAUGAACUUAUUCUUAGAUCACGUGGGGCGUAGAGUUGUACAAGAUCAAAAUUUAAAGGACAUUGUAGACAAAAUUGUUGAGAAAUGUGGCGGUUUACCACUUAGUAUUGUGACAAUAGCCGGGACCAUGAAGGAGGUAGAUGAUUUUUGUGAGUGGAAGAAUGCACUAAUUGAAUUAGAAGAGCGUGUGGAAAGUGUGAAAGAAUUGGAUAUCGAAGUAUAUGAGCCUUUGAAGUUCAGUUAUGACCAUUUGAGAGAUCCAAAAAUUCAAAAUUGUUUCUUAUACUGCUCUUUAUAUCCUGAAGAUUUCAUAAUUAGAAAAGUGGAAUUAAUUGAAAAUUGGAUAGAUGAGGGACUCCUUGAUGGCUUACAGACCAAAGAAGCAAUGCAUCACAGAGGUUAUAGCAUUUUAAAUAAGCUUGAAAAUAAUUGCCUAUUAGAGAGGGUUGGAGAUUUUAUUGAUGGAGUUAAGAUGCAUGAUGUUUUGAGGGACAUGGCGUUGUAUAUUGCAGGUCAUCAGUUCAUGGGAAAAGCAGGUAUGCAAUUGAAAGAAUUCCCAAGUGAGCAAGAAUGGACAGUGAGUGUUGAGAAAGUUUCCUUGAUGCGAAAUUCAAUAUUAGAAAUUCCUUCUCACAUAUCACCUAGAUGGCCUCAUUUAUCAACUUUGAUAUUGCAAAGUUGUGACUUAAGAAGGAUUUCAGAAUCCUUUUUUAAGCACAUGUCUGGGUUAAAAGUUCUAGAUCUUUCUCGUAAUAAAAUAGUGAGUCUACCCAAUUCGAUCUCUAACUUGAAAACUCUCAAUGCAUUGAUACUUGCUAAAUGUCGCCAGUUAAAAUAUGUGCCUUCAUUAGCAAAGCUCAGAGCAUUGAGAAAGUUGAACCUUUUGCACACAGGAUUUGAAGAGGUUCCUCAAGGCAUAGAGAUGUUAGAAAACUUGAGAGAUCUUCGUAUGGCUUUAAAAGAGCUACCAGUAGGAAUAUUACGGAGGAUUUGUCAUCUCCAAUGCUUAAUGCUACAGGAUACGUUUGUAAAGGGAGAAGAAGUAGGCCAAUUGAGGAAGCUUGAGUGGGUUUCAUGUUCAUUUCGCAACGUGCAAGAGUUUAAGAAAUACGCAGAGUGUACACAAGGUAAAUGGCCUACAUCUUUCAUUUUUCAAGUGGGGGGACCACCUGUGCAAUGGUAUAUUGGCUUUGGGCGUCCCCCAAAUUUCAAAAAAAUUGAGAAACAGGUUAAAUUCAGAGAUUCGGAGAUAGAGAGGUGUGAUGAUAGGGUGGUCCCACAUGACCUUCAAACUUUAACUAUUGAGAAGUGUGAUGAUUUCAAAUGUUUAAACAACAUUCCUUUGUUUCGUAAGGCGACUGACUUGAAGGAAUGUCAAAUUACGCAGUGUGAAGGGAUGGAGUUUGUGGUUGACUUGUCAUUAUCGUCUAGCGAUGCACUUCACAACAUUGAGGAGUUAUACCUUAAGGGAUUGCGAAACUUGCGUGAAGUUGUGAGAGUAGGAGUAGGAGUAGGUGUAGCGGUUGAAAUUGAAUCUACCUCUCAUGCUCCAACACCACCUGCCAUCUUCUCUUCUCUUAAAGAAUUCCAUAUGAGUUUUUGUUCGAGGGUGAAAAAGUUGUUUCCAGUUGAGCUGUUGCAGGGCCUCCAAAACUUAGAGGAAAUUUUCGUUGAAUGUUGUGAAGAAAUGGAGGAAUUAAUAGCAUCAGAAGAAAAUCACAAAGGAGAAGGAACAACAUUUAUUCUUCCCAAAUUAAAAUCAUUGUGGUUGCAAGUCUUACCAAAAUUGAAAAGCAUUUGCAGCGGUGGAGUUAUGAUUCCUGCAGAUUCUCUCCAAAAUCUUGGUAUAGUCAAAUGUCCAGAAGUAAAGAGGAUCCCUUUGUCUCUUCCCCUUGUUGAAAAUGGGAAAUUAUCUCCUCCUCCUUCUUUAGAAAGAAUCAUAGUAGGCCUGAGAGAAUGGUGGGAAUCAGUGGAAUGUGAUCAGUCUAAUGCUAAGGAUGUCCUUUCUCCCUUUGUUCGAUAUUCUGAGUGGUAGAAUGAGAUGGAGAAGAGGUGUUUGAUUAAAUGUGGCUGUAAGGCUCUUGCUUCUUAUUAAGAACUGCAAACAUUAAUUGUGAGUUUAUUUUCAUCUCUUUCUCAUUUGCUAAAGAAUUACUCUGAUGCUCCAACACCACCUACCAUCUUCUCUUCUCUUAAAAUAUUAGAUAUGUGUAGAUGUUCGAAGAUUAAGAAGUUGUUUCCAGUUGAGCUGUUGAAGAGCCUCCAAAACUUAGAGGAAAUUAGUGUUAGCAGUUGUGAAGAAAUGGAGGAAAUAAUAGCAUCGGAAGAAAAUCACAAAGGAGAAGGAACAACAUUUAUUCUUCCCAAAUUAAAAUCAUUGUCAUUGGAACUAUUACCAAAAUUGAAAAGCAUUUGCAGUGGUGGAGUUAUGAUUUCUUUAGAUUCUCUCCAACGUCUUCAAAUAUGGGAUUGUCCAAAAUUAAAGAGGAUCCCUUUGUCUCUUCCCCUUCUUGAAAAUGGGCAACCACCUCCUCCUCCUUUUCUAAAAAUAUCAUUGCAGUCCCGUGGGAAUGGUGGGAAUCAAUGGAAUGGGAUCAGCCUGAUGCUAAGGAUGUCCUUUCUCCCUUUCUUCAUUUUUAAUAGAAUGAGAUGGAGAAGAGUUAUUCGAUUAAAUGUGGCUCCACGGCCCUCAAUGGACUUGUUCUGAACCAAACUGAUGAUACAAGACUUCACAUGGAAUGCAGAAAGCCAAGCAUACACUAGUUCAGAUAAUGGAGGAAGAGGUUGUGGUUGCGCCUUUUGGUUGGAUAAUUUGAUUGAUUAUGGACAGUUUCAAUCAGUAGGGCAGGAUCUAUAUGUUAGAGUGUCUGCUUCAAAAUCAGAAUUGAAAGAUAAGCUCAGGAUGGAGCUUGCUGCAGUGAUUAGAACACUACUGUCCUGUGCUUUCGGGACUGUUUAUUGUCAGUUAUUACAUUUACAGAAGCCCCAGAAAGUUGAAAGAGAAACAAAAGACAAUAAGGAAAAUGAUCAAGAAAAUCAAGUCCAAGAUGAAGACAUGGAGCUUCCAAUAUUUGAGCCUCAUACCAUAGCUCGUGCUACUGAUAGCUUUUCUGUGGACAUCAAGCUAAGGGAAGGUGGUUUUGGAACUGUUUAUAAGGGGACACUAGCAAACGGACAAGAAAUUGCUGUGAAGAGGCUUUCAAAAAGUUCUGGACAAAAUUGAAAGAGUUUAAAAUUGAAGUAAAAUUGAUUGCCAAACUUCAACAUCAGAAUCUUGUAAGGCUUCUUGGGUGGUGCAUUCACAGAAAGUAAAGACUGCUGGUUUAUGAGUACAUGCUUAACAGAAGCCUUCACUCAUUCAUUUGUGGUCUGAAUCAUUGAAAACCUGUCAAUUUAGUUUGGUUUAUUGCUUCUCUUAUCAUAAAUAUUUCAUACAUUUUACACAUGGUGCAGUUUGCUGCUUCCAAAGAUCAAAAAUGAUAUUGGACUGACAUGAAGAGAAUACCUACCAAUUGCCAGAUCAAACAAGAAGUAAAGGACUGAAUUGGUCCAAGAGUUUGGGAAUUAUCUGCGACAAUGCUAGGGGACUACUCUAUCUUCAUCAAGAUUCAGGAUUGAGGAUUAUUUAGAGAUCUUAAAGCUAGUAACGUCCUGCUUGAUAGUGAGAUGAAUCCAAACUUUUCAGAUUUUGGCUCGGCUAGAACUUUUGGGGGAGACCAAACUGAAGGGAAUGCUAAAAGAGUGGCUGGAACUUAGCAUGGAGAUUAUGGAAAUAAGGUACCCUUCAGAACUUGUUGAAGAAUGCUUAGAAGAGUCUUGCAACCUAUUAGAAGUGAUACAAUGCAUCCAUAUUAGUCUUUUUAAUGUACAACAGCAUCCUGAGGAUAGGCCAAGUAUGUCAACUGUGAUUCUGAUGUUGGGAAGUGAAACUAAAUUGCCACACCCAUACGACGUAGUUUUUUAUUGCUGAAAAGACCACUUCAUGAAGAAGGUUCUUCAUCAGACAAGCAUGUAUCUUCUUCAACAAAUGAAAUGACUCUGUCAGUACUAGAUGCUCGAUAA